Molecule: messenger RNA, 1011 nt
Organism: Leptopilina heterotoma
Lineage: Eukaryota; Metazoa; Arthropoda; Insecta; Hymenoptera; Figitidae
Product: ras guanine nucleotide exchange factor Q
Exons: 1
Coding region: 286-615 (109 amino acids)
Source: RefSeq, a predicted model, not a curated record
AAUGAAAAAAAAUUAACAAAUAGAAUAACAAAAAUUUCAAAUUUCUACAAUUUGAAAAAAAACAAGAAUAGAAAUAUAGAAAAUUAAAAAAAAAAAGAAAUUGCAAAACGAAUAAACUUAUUUUGCCAAAAAAGAGAAUUUUAGAGGCAAAUUAAAUAAAAAUAGGACAAAAAAAAAUUUGAAACGAAAAGAAUUUCAAAUUUUGAUACAAAAGGAAAUUUGAAAUUAGAAAAAAAAAAUUCUUAAACAAGAAUUUUUGUGAAAAGAAGAAAAAAUUGUUUGAAGAUGAUUAAUAAUCAACAGCGAAAUAUAAUUAAUACAAAAGAACCUCUACAACAACAACAACAACAACAACAACAACAACAACAUCAUCAUCAUGGUGGUCUUCAACAUCAACAAUCGAUAUCAUCGAAACCAUCGUUAGUGUCGGCGAGUUCGAGUAUCGAUUCUGACGUGAGCGAUAGACGAGAUGUUCGAGAGGCACUCUACACAGGAAUAUUUAGGCGACAUCGUAAAACAAUUCUCGUUUUAGGGAGUUUUCUCAAAAUGUUAAAAAUGAAUAGAAACGUUAAUAAUUACGCUAGCAUUAAAGCCAAUGAGGAACAAGAUGAGUGAACUAUGUUUUAAUCAUUAUCAUUUUUCAUUUAUGUUAUAAAAAAAAAAAAAAAAAAAAAAAAAAAUUUAAUUAACUCAUAAAAUUUUCCAUUAUUUAUAAAUUUCUAUAUAUGCGCAAAAAAAAAUUCCAAAUGUCUCUCACUCUUUCUCAUUUUUUAUUGCAUACUUUUAUUUCUAGUGAUGAAUUUGACGAUUAAUUAAUGAUACUAUAAAAUAAAAUAAUUUAUUUUCAUUUUAUUUUUCGUGCCCUAGGAAAGCCAGAGCUAGUGGAUUUUGUUUUUAUUUGUUAAUCAGAGAUUUUUGGUGUCACUGAUUAUGAAUCUGAAGCCAGAUUUUCAAAAUUUUCAAAAUUCAAAAUGGCGGAUCCAACAUGGCGGACAUUUUUUGAAAAUUGCU